Molecule: messenger RNA, 1926 nt
Organism: Ostertagia ostertagi
Lineage: Eukaryota; Metazoa; Nematoda; Chromadorea; Rhabditida; Trichostrongylidae
Source: the annotation of a GenBank genome assembly
AUGACGAAAGCUAACGCAGUCGGUAUUGAUCUUGGCACCACAUAUUCGUGUGUGGGUGUCUUCAUGCACGGAAAAGUAGAAAUCAUCGCCAAUGAUCAAGGUAAUCGCACAACGCCUUCAUAUGUUGCAUUCACGGAUACAGAACGUCUUAUCGGAGAUGCCGCCAAGAAUCAAGUGGCCAUGAAUCCUCACAACACGGUAUUCGAUGCCAAGCGUCUGAUUGGACGUAAAUUCGACGAUCCUGCAGUCCAAUCCGAUAUGAAGCAUUGGCCGUUCAAAGUCAUAUCAGCCGAAGGCUCCAAGCCCAAGGUCCAAGUCGAAUACAAAGGAGAGGUCAAGGUUUUCACCCCUGAGGAAAUUUCAUCUAUGGUUCUGACGAAGAUGAAGGACACUGCAGAGGCCUUCCUUGGAUCAACGGUCAAGGAUGCCGUUGUUACUGUGCCAGCUUACUUCAACGAUUCCCAGCGUCAAGCCACUAAGGAUGCAGGAGCAAUUGCUGGCCUGAAUGUCCUUCGUAUCAUCAACGAACCCACUGCUGCUGCUAUCGCCUACGGUCUCGACAAGAAGGGUACCGGAGAGCGAAACGUACUCAUUUUCGAUCUUGGAGGUGGUACAUUCGAUGUGUCCAUCCUGACCAUCGAGGAUGGAAUCUUCGAAGUCAAGUCCACCGCUGGAGACACCCAUCUUGGAGGAGAAGAUUUCGAUAACCGAAUGGUCAACCACUUCGUCGCUGAAUUCAAGAGGAAGCACAAGAAGGAUCUCAACACCAAUCCUCGUGCUCUCCGACGUCUCCGUACUGCCUGCGAACGUGCAAAGCGUACGCUGUCAUCAUCGUCUCAGGCUUCGAUUGAGAUCGAUUCGCUGUUCGAGGGUAUCGACUUCUAUACUAACAUUACUCGUGCCCGAUUCGAGGAGCUUUGCGCUGACCUCUUCCGUUCGACCAUGGAUCCCGUUGAGAAGUCGCUGAGAGACGCCAAGAUGGACAAGAGCCAGGUUCAUGACAUCGUCCUGGUCGGAGGUUCCACUCGUAUUCCUAAAGUGCAGAAGCUGCUUUCUGAUUUGUUCUCUGGAAAGGAACUCAACAAGUCGAUCAACCCUGAUGAGGCUGUUGCCUACGGUGCUGCUGUUCAAGCAGCUAUUCUUUCGGGUGACAAGUCGGAGGCAGUGCAGGAUCUCCUCCUUCUUGAUGUGGCUCCUCUGUCUCUCGGUAUCGAAACUGCUGGAGGUGUGAUGACAGCUCUGAUCAAGAGGAACACGACCAUUCCCACGAAGACCAGCCAGACCUUCACCACCUACUCCGAUAACCAACCUGGUGUGCUGAUCCAAGUCUUCGAAGGAGAGCGUGCAAUGACCAAGGACAACAACCUGCUUGGAAAGUUCGAGCUGUCUGGAAUUCCACCCGCACCAAGAGGCGUGACCUUCGAUAUUGAUGCCAACGGUAUUCUGAAUGUAUCCGCGCAAGACAAGUCGACUGGAAAGCACAACAAGAUUACGAUUACCAACGACAAGGGUCGCUUGUCCAAGGAUGAAAUCGAACGAAUGGUUAACGAAGCUGAAAAGUACAAGGCUGAAGACGAGGCGCAGAAGGAUCGUAUUGGAGCAAAGAACUCUCUUGAGAGCUACGCCUUCAACAUGAAGCAGACCCUUGAAGACGAGAAAACAAGAUUUCGGCCGACGACCGUAAGAAGAAAGAAGAUCGAGGAGAAAUGCGACGAAGUCAUCAGAUGGCUUGACAGCAACCAGACCGCAGAAAAGGACGAGUUCGAGCACCAACAAAAGGAGCUUGAGUCUGUUUGCAACCCCAUCAUCACGAAGAUGUACCAAGCCGCCGGUGGAGCCCCUGGUGGAAUGCCCGGUGGUAUGCCAGGAGGUGGUGCCCACAGUGGUGGUGGCGCUGGUGGACCAACCAUCGAAGAAGUCGACUAA